Molecule: messenger RNA, 2532 nt
Organism: Harmonia axyridis
Lineage: Eukaryota; Metazoa; Arthropoda; Insecta; Coleoptera; Coccinellidae
Product: WAS/WASL-interacting protein family member 2-like
Exons: 9
Coding region: 290-1753 (487 amino acids)
Molecular function (GO): actin binding
Source: RefSeq, a predicted model, not a curated record
CUUUUCGCGGCGCGAUAAACCCGCGAACCUUGUUUUGUUGUGUUUUUAGUCGACAAGGAGAGAAAAAAAUACGGGCCCCGCUCCGAAGUGUAGUCCUGUGCGUUAGUUAAUCGCUUCCUGUGUCAGUUUGGUUGGGCGUGAAAAGUCGAACUUAUCCGGUCCGAUAUGCAGUGGCGAUGAGAGCUGUUUUCGCGCGCCUCGAUCUGUGCUCGUCGGGGUUUCUGUGACGGUCAUAGAGAUAGUCUGUUAGCGAAAGGGGACGUAUUUGGGAAAUUUUUGAUUGGCCAGGAUGCCUGGACCACCACCGCCACCCCCGGUGGCCCCGCCACCUCCCAUGAUGGCGCCUCCGGUGGCCUUCAAUCCGCCAAAAUCGUCGACAGAUGAUCGAUCCGCCCUGUUGAAAUCUAUCCAGAGGGGCACCAAAUUGAAGAAGGCCGUGACGAACGACAAGAGCGCCCCCGUGAUAGGAAAAGUAACCAGUUCGAAUUCAGCCCCAACUGGGAAUAGUGGUGGUGGAAGUUAUGGGGGUCCUCCGAUGCCUAACGGUAUGGGUUUAGGAGGAUUGUUCGCUGGUGGUAUGCCUAAGCUCAAGCCUACAAAGAAUAGAUUAGGAAUAACUCCUAGUAUCAAUACGAAUCAAAAUAGCUCCGAACAAAAUGGUAACGCAAAAACUCCUAGAGAGAGAUCACCUGUUCCUCCUGCACCAUCAACCUUCAACUUUGCCAGCAUUCAAAACGAAGUCAAGAAGAAGUUGGCUAACGAUAACAGAGACAGAGGACCACCUCCACCGACACCCUCUGCAGACAUUGUAACGGCUGAGCUCAACCACCUUUCCUUGCAGCAGAGCAAUUCGAGCAGUGGCUUUGUCAGCGGGGUUGCAGCGAACCACAGUUCUCUGCACAGGAAGACCCAGAGCAACGUUAACUUGAGCUCUUUAGACACGCAUGCGGCGCCACCUACGCCCGCUUCGGUACUAUCGGCCUCCACGCGAUCGAUCAACCACGGCAAGCCUAACUUGGCCCCCAAACCGCCUAUCUUGAACGGUAAGCCGAAAGCCAGUCCCCCCAAGAGGUUGGUGACCAACGGCAAAGUGAGCAGGGCCCACAGCCUGAAGACCCCCAGGUCUCCCCCGGUUCAGCCUCUGGACUCGCCCGUAGAUACGGCCUUGAAGUACGGCACUGUACGAAACAUGAGCUCUGUGCUGAGCCAUUCCAUAGGUAACAACCUCAACUCAAGGUCAAGGAUGACCUUGAACGGCCGACCUUCGGCCCCGCCCCCUUCUAUACCGGGGACGCCCCCGAACAGCCAACAGCAGGGAUUCUCCGCUCCGGCGCCACCCUCCAAGACUGCGUUGAUGAAGCCUCCAAACCACGCCCCUCCGCCUCCCCCAGGGGCGUUACCUCUUCCUCCAAACCACGCCCCUCCCCCGCCUCCUCCACACAAGACUUUGCCAGCAAAGUCUUCGGGAUUGAGUUUCUCGUCUAGUCAGACUCCUCCUCCUCCACCUCCGCCGAGGAACUCGUCCAUGCGCGACCAAAACCACGCCUACAAGAAGCAGCAGUCCAUAUUGGACUUCGACGAACGGUUCAAGGAAAUGUUCAAGUCUCCCACCUCCUUUCCGAAGCCGCCUCCGUUCAGGAACGUUCUCAAGAUCUAUUCGAACAGACAAGUCGUUAAUAAACAGCAGGCCCCUCCUCCACCAUCGCCGUUACUUCCGAAUAACCGACUUUGGGAUGUGCCUUCCGGCUGUUGAAAAAAUAAAUAUUUCUUAAGUAUUAUUUUUGCUCAAAUCUAUUUCUGUCGAUGUAAACAGAAAAUUACGAAUGGAAAAGAUAGAGAUAAUCGUGAUAUAAAAUGGUGAUUUGAAAGAGUAUAGUCAUCAAGUUAUACUUUGUAAGUGUAUUUGAGUAGCUUUUACGCUAUCGAUGUUUAUUAGGCAGUAAGUUGAUUUUUUUUAAAUCUUAUUUAUUAUUUUAUUUAAUUUUUUACAUAGUUACAGUACCUUUUGAAUAUUGUUCUUUCUGAUAUGCCUUUCUGUCAAAGCCAUUCUUUUCUUUUAUCUGCAGUCAUUUUUGCAGAGACUAUAAAAAAAUAUUAAAAGUGAACAAAAACAUAUUUUUGAAAAUCUCUACAAAUUGCAAGUACUGAAAUAUUCCUCUUCAGUUUUUAUUUCUUGAAAUAUCCAGUAAAAUGAUAGUGUAAAUAUAUGACUACUUUUAGAGACUGUUAGAUUACAGUGAAAUUUACCAAUCAUUAAAAAAAAAGAGUUUAAUAUUCUACUUAUAAGGAAGUCAUCCAACAAAAUAUCUUGUAGUGCCUUAACUUCAAAGAGUUAGUCAAUUUCUAACUGUAUACCAAAUAAAUAUGUAUAUAUACCUAGUAAAGAAGAUGAUGGUAUUCAGUCCAUGUGAAUAUGGUUUAAACAAGUUUUUUGUUCUGUUAAUGAAAAUUAUUCAUUGAUAACUUAUUGAAAUUAUUAACAUUUAGAAUAAAAGUAUUGAUACCAAUAAAGUUGAUUACUACCAAGCUGAA